AUGAGUAGCACAAGUUUACUCACCACCGUUAUCGGCUGGACUGUUGUCCUCGGGGCAGCAGGAUACUACUACGUUAACAACAAAUCUAAGGUCAAGGCUAAAGCUCAAACUGCCGUCAAGCAAGCCAGCAAGGUUGUUGAAGAGCGCAAGGAACCAAAGUCCAAGAAAUCCAAGAAGGAUGGCUUGAGCAGUGGUGAACAAGAUAAAAAGUCUUCUGCCAAAGCUGAGAAGAAGAAAACUCCCGCUCCUCAAAAACCCGAACCCAAACAAGAAACUGUUAAGCCGGUCGCCAAUGAUUCCGAUGAUGAUAAUAACGAUGCGGAGAACAACCGUAAAUUCGCUCUUCAAUUCGCCAAAACUCAAGCUGGUACUCAAUUCUCUGGUAACUCCUCUACAUCUACAAAUCGUCAAAAGUCUGUCAAACAAUCUCGUGCACAAGAAAAGGAGAUUAAGGACUCUGGAAACAUGACCGCUGGCGAUGCUGAUGAUGAUCAAUCCUUGACUGAUUCUCCUGAAGUUGGCCCAACCAAGGGUACUUCUACUGUCGCAAGUGGUAUCGCCGAUAUGCUUGAACCUGCCGCUCCUGGUCCAUCCGUCUUGAAAGUUACUGAACCUACCAACCCUAAGCCAGCCAAGAAAGAGAAGGCCAAGGCCGCUCCUCAACCUGCCGAAACCAAGAAGCAAAGACAAAACCGCGCCAAGAUUGAAGCUGCCAAGGUUGCGAGAGAGCAAGAGGAAAAGGAACGCAAGGUCAAGGAAGAGAAGCAACGUCGUACCGCCAGAGAAGCUGAAGGUAGAGCUGCUAAGGAUGGUAGUCAAUUCAUGGCCUCCCAAGCUGCUAACUCUGCUUGGACUGCCUCCUCUUCCAACACAUCCAACGCUCCCGUCAACAAAUUCGAUUUACUCGACACCGCCGAAAACAAGACAGAUGAGAAGGUCAAGGUGUUGUUUCCAGCUGAAAACUUCUCUGAGAGCGAGAUUACUGGUACUCAAUGGCAAGGAUAUGGUGACGACGAUGAGCGUGUCAAGACCAUCAUUGAAGAUUCUCGCGAAUGGGAGCAAGUUUCAAGUAAGAAGAAGAAGGCGAAGAAGGAUAAGAAGGAGGUUGUUGGUGCAGAGGGAGCUGGAACCACUAGUUCGACUGAUGAAAAAGAGUACACCAUUCCACCAAAGACUGAAAGAAGUGCUCCAGGACAAAAGUGGACAUCAGACCUCACUUAUGUCGACAGUGAUUAUAAUGUUCAUGACGUUCAAAAAGACCUUCAGGACUCUGAAUGGGUUGUUUCAUAA
Molecule: messenger RNA, 1290 nt
Organism: Botrytis sinoallii
Lineage: Eukaryota; Fungi; Ascomycota; Leotiomycetes; Helotiales; Sclerotiniaceae
Exons: 1
Coding region: 1-1290 (429 amino acids)
Source: RefSeq, a predicted model, not a curated record